AAUGCCAACAAUAGCUGACUAGCAUAGCUCGAGCUAGCAUUGUUCAAUCGAUUGAUUCAAUUUCAUCCCAACCAACAUCAUGAGCUUUCGGGAAUUCCUGCAGGAGCUCUCGGCUGUGGACGAUCGUUUCCGUCCGACCUCGGCUGGAAUCGACACUGCCAAACUGGCGCAAGACGCUACUGACAGAGGGAAACCUCAGGUGUUUCAAGCGUGGUUGCCACCACCAGUUAUCAACAGAACGGGCUUCAUCCAAAUGCACGAAGAGCAAAUGAAGCUCAUUCAGAACCGCAAGCGUAGCAAAGGGAACACCGUCGUUGUUAGCUCGAACUCCACGAUACGACCACAUGCUCAACAUGGUCCGUUCCCUCCACUCUCAUCUCUCCGAGUAACCACUUUGAGAGAAGUUGCUACGAAAGUCAACCAUAUCCACGAUGAUUGCAUUCUGUUUGUCAAAACAAUCUUUGACUCCCAUCGCAUCGUCGGAACCAACCUCCUGGUGGAGGACUCAUGUGGCGACUGCCUGCUUUUCUCCCUCUACAACUUUGUUGCUCCCGAGGAAGAUCCACAAGAUGUCUUCCCGAAGGGAACGUAUCUGGCAAUCUUAGCACCCUACAUGAAGAAUUCGGGCGAUGAUCCCAACAGAAACCUUCUCCUUCGCUGCGACAACCCCGAAUGCAUCCGUAUCUUCACGUCUCAUCGAUCAUGGCUUGCGGGCAUGCGAGGAAAGAAGCUGAUCGACACCAGAGGGCUGGAUCCCUCUCAGCUGCGGAAGCAAGGCAACGAAGCCUUUGGCGAAGAACGAUACCCUGUAGCAGCUCGGUGCUAUACCCGGGCUCUUGACUGCCCCAGCAUUGAGGAUGCCGACAAGGUGGCUUGCUUGAGCAACCUAGCAGAAGUCAAUUUGCGGCAAGAGCUAUGGGAGGCUGCGGGAGAGAACGCCAGGGCUGUGCUGGCAUUAGACCACACUCACACGAAGGCAAAGUAUCGCCUUGCUACAGCACUUGUACGUCUCAAUCGAUUUGAGGAGGCCGUACAAGUAAUAUCCGGUGAAAUGGAAAAGAUCUUUCAGCGCCUCCGGAAGGAUAUUGCCGAGCUCCUGAAAGAGCAGGCGGGGCAAUACAAGUUGAAAAAGAUUCACAAGGAAGCGGCAUCGAAACCAAACCAUCGAUUGGCCAAGUUCCAUGCCAACUUUGUAUCGCCAAAGAUCGAGACAGGAGUAGAGAUUGUCAAAGAACGACAAGGUUUCACCUACAGGGGUUGUAUCGCCACGGAACGCAUCGACGCAAACACGCUCAUAUCAUCCUCCAGAGCUUUGGUGUUUUGCCAAGAACAAGCGAACGCUCUCGACUAUUGUGUUGACCCUUACACCAAGAGAUUCCUCAAAGGUUCGUCCAUGGCGCUGGAGAACAAGUUGAUUCUCUUGAUGUAUCAGCGCCCUGCCUUGAGGGAAAGCAUUUACAAUUUGUCCUCUGGUCUGGAACAUGCCUCAAACCCCAGUUGCAAGAUUGAUAUCAAACGUAUUGGAGGGAUCGUGACAAGUAAUACCUUUGGAAUAUCCGCCGUCGAUGGAGUCGAGGAGACCUGGGAAAAGUUCAAACAGACCAGCCAAUGCCUCGAGCCUUUGUCUGGCCUCCAAGAAGAAGAAGCUUGGGAGCAGCAAUUCAUAAACGGGUCGGGCUUCUGGACACAAGAAUCGUUGUUCAAUCAUUCCUGCAUUCCAAACUGCACAUGGAAUCAGAUUGGCGAUCAGAUGUUUGUCUCGACCACCCAAGACAUUGAAGCGGGCCAAGAAUUGACUCUGAGUUAUGUGAGUUUGGACUUGUCAUUUUCGGAUCGAGAGGAGAAGUUUCGCCACUGGAUUCAGCCCGACCAUGGUUUUCAGUGUGAAUGCGAUUGGUGCCACAGCAUUCGCAGCUCUCCGAAAUUGGCCAAGACCGAGAGGACGGUUCAUGCAGCGUAUCGAAAAGCAGCCCAAUUGGUUUCCUCGGGGCACCACGUCACGCGGAUGCAUGCAGCCGCAGAGCUUGCCAUGCCAUCCGCGGAACGACAAGUAGCAUUUGACACCUUCUCAUCCUUGCCUCUUGCUUUGCAGCACAAUGCAUGUGCCGAUCUCUGGGUAAUGGAGGGAGCGUGUCAAGCGCACAAGGGAAACCAUCCAGGUGCGCUCGUAGCUUAUGAAAAAGUAGCGGCCAUCAAGUUUGCGGUUCGAGGAGGCUUUAGCAUUGAACGAGCAAAGGAUCUUUGGAGGAUUGUUGGAGCAUCCAUGGCGAACCAGAAUCCAGGUCGGGCCUUGGAGCUAUUGAUCAGCAUUUAUCAUGACGUGUUUUUGCCGUCAUCAGUAUCGAACAUGUACGAAGCCUUUCGUGUAUUGACCUUGCACUAUUCCAUGCCUUGGUGGCAAGAUUCUUUCGAUGUGCAGAAGCAGACAGUGAUGGAGCGGUUGAUUGAGAGAGCCGUGAGAAGUGCAACCACAUCUUAGAACGUCCCAAUCUUCUUCUUUUCUUCGCAUCAUCUGUCUAGCUAGUCAGCCUGCUGCUUAGAAAAGAUACGAUAAUAGAAUCUCGAGAGUCACAUGAAACUCCACCAGAACUGUUUCGUCGCCUGCUCAGGAUACCAGCUAGCUGACGGCAGCUCUUCUUUUGUGAUGUUCUGGCUUGCAAGGAUGUGUUUCUGGCGUCCCGCCUUUUUAAACGGCUUGAGAGGGGCAGUGUAGCAGUCUGAUGGGACCAGUGCUUGGUACAUGAUGUAGUAAGGG
Seminavis robusta is the source of this 2755-nucleotide messenger RNA. The record is from the annotation of a GenBank genome assembly. Lineage: Eukaryota; Bacillariophyta; Bacillariophyceae; Naviculales; Naviculaceae.